AGGCCCGCGUCGCGCCGCGGUGGCCAUCCAGGCUCCUUCCCCGGCUCCCCAGAGCCAGCCCCCCGCUCGGGAUUGGUCCUGUUCAGGACGCUGAGGGACACUAGGCUCUGGUGGCGGAGCCAGAAGCAGACAGACAGCGGGGUUUGCCACGGCCCUGUGGGUCAGAUCUGCUGCUCAUCACAGCUCACAGAGGCUGAUGAGCUGUCACCUGCCAAAUUUUCAGGACAGCUCAGGGCUUAGAAGAGGGCUCAUCUAAAUAAAGGCCGGCUAAAGUGACAUUGUGCGGAUUUAAUCCUCUGGCUGCCUGUGUGACCAAAGGCUGAUUUACAAGAUUUCCUUUCUGGAGUUCAGAUUAUUAAGUCCCCAGGGUCCUGCAAUUUGACAGCAAGAGAAACACAAAAUGAAGGUCAGAGAUGAGAACCCGCUGCAGGGACUCGGGGGCCUCCAAGGGGCUAUUGCACUCUGGAGUUCAAGACUGCCUGGUUACACGGGUAAAUAAAGCGGAGUCUUUGUCCCCAAUCGCAGCCACCUACCACAGAGCAUCAGAUUCCACCUCGGGAGGAGUUAUGGUAACUGUACAGUGAGCUUGGAAACCGGAGGUGAGAGAAGGCAGGAAGGGCCUGGAGUGAGGACCCGCUGGGCUGUGCAGACUGUCUCUGGUCACUGAGAGGACCCGCUGGGCUGUGCAGGCUCUCUAUAAUCACUGGGUCUCCGCAGUUUCUCUCAGCUCUCAGCGCUCUCAUGGACACUGUCCGGGGAGACCUCAGCUCACAUCUGCCUCCUACAAGGCCUCUGCCUGUUCUACAAGCUGCCCUGACAGUGGCUCUGGGCUGAGAUGGAAAUGUGAGCCUGCAUGGACGAUGACUGCAGUGUUUGCGAAUGGAGGCGGCCUGGUGAACACACACUGUGACAGGUGGGACCGGCGGGACAGUGUGGAAAGCAGCUGUCAGACCGAGUGUGGCCAGGAAGGUGAGGAGGACCAGCCACGCCAACUGACGCCCUUCGAGAAACUGACUCAGGACAUGUGCCAAGAUGAGAAGGUGGUGAGGGAGAUCACGCUGGGGAAACGCAUAGGCUUCUAUCGAAUUCGAGGAGAGAUCGGAAGCGGAAACUUUUCCCAGGUCAAGCUGGGGAUUCACUCCCUAACCAAAGAAAAGGUGGCCAUUAAGAUUCUGGACAAGACCAAGUUAGACCAGAAAACCCAAAGGCUGCUAUCCAGAGAGAUUUCCAGCAUGGAAAAGCUACACCACCCCAACAUCAUCCGCCUUUACGAAGUCGUGGAGACCCUGUCCAAGCUCCACUUGGUGAUGGAGUAUGCAGGAGGGGGGGAACUCUUUGGGAAAAUUAGCACUGAGGGGAAGCUCUCUGAACCGGAAAGCAAGCUCAUCUUCUCCCAGAUCGUGUCCGCCGUGAAGCACAUGCAUGAAAACCAAAUUAUUCACAGAGAUCUGAAAGCAGAAAAUGUAUUUUAUACCAGUAGCACAUGUGUGAAGGUGGGAGAUUUUGGAUUCAGCACCGUAAGUAAAAAAGGUGAAAUGCUGAACACCUUCUGUGGGUCUCCACCCUAUGCUGCACCUGAACUUUUCCGAGAUGAACACUACAUUGGUGUCUAUGUGGAUAUCUGGGCUUUGGGGGUCCUUUUGUACUUCAUGGUGACUGGUACAAUGCCAUUUCGAGCAGAAACAGUGGCCAAACUAAAGAAGAGCAUCCUUGAGGGUACCUACAGCAUACCCCAGCAUGUUUCAGAGCCCUGCCACCGGCUCAUCCGAGGAGUCCUUCAGCCAAUCCCUACAGAGAGGUAUGGGAUCAGCUACAUCAUGAAUAAUGAGUGGAUGAGAGGGGUCCCAUAUCCCACCCCUUUGCAACCUUUCCAACUGGAUCCUAAACAUUUGUCAGAAGCCAGCAGCCUCGAAGAAGAGGAAAAUGAGGUGAAAAGCACUUUAGAACACUUGGGGAUUACAGAUGAGCAUAUCCGAAAUAACCCAGGGAGAGACGCUCGCAGCUCCAUCACGGGUGUCUACAGAAUCAUUUUACAUCGAGUGCAAAGAAAAAAGGCUCUGGAAAGUGUGCCAAUAAUGAUACUCCCAGAACCCAAAGAAAGGGACCUAAAGAAAGGAUCCCGCAUCUACAGAGGCAUAAGACACACAUCUAAAUUCUGUUCGAUUUUAUAAGUCAUAUCAGGCAGCUGGGAACUAACCAGGGACAAAGUCUCUGCUUUUAACUUUUCUCAUAGACAAUUUGGAUGGAAACAUUUUUGUAAUUUUUAAAUAAAAUUUAAAUUUGACAUAUA
Cricetulus griseus (Chinese hamster) is the source of this 2290-nucleotide messenger RNA. The record is from RefSeq and is a predicted model, not a curated record. NCBI's taxonomy places the organism in Eukaryota, Metazoa, Chordata, Mammalia, Rodentia, Cricetidae.